Messenger RNA from Xenopus tropicalis (tropical clawed frog), 4778 nucleotides. It is a transcript of the gene egf, whose product is annotated as epidermal growth factor. Gene Ontology annotation, molecular function: calcium ion binding. The record is from RefSeq and is marked provisional. Lineage: Eukaryota; Metazoa; Chordata; Amphibia; Anura; Pipidae.
CAGCGUUAUCAACAGUCAAUUUUCCUUUACACUCUCAAAUGAUCGAGUAGAGAGCAGUAUAUUCUGUACUUGCUACAUUUGUCACUAAGGUGCCUGGCAUUUCAUACUUUGCUUCGAAAAAAAAAAAGGAAAACUGGGAAGCUGUUCUAAUUAGGAGGAUGGUAUAUGGAGAGAGGUUGGAGCAUCAAUGGUGUGAAUAGGAAGAAAGAAGGGAAGUGCAUUUCUAGUGCUUGAAGAUGUUGUUGGAAGUUAAAGAGUCUCAUGAAAGUCUUUAUCCCUGCACUGAGCUGUGUGGGAUGGAAAGCAAGUGACAUGUAAAUCUAUGGCAAGCUUAUAGAAGAAGGGGAGAUUAUGUUUUUUUUAUUGACUGCUCUCUGGCCAUUAGUUUUUGAUGUGCUUUUACUUCAUACCCAAGGAAACAAACAAUGGCAUUGUACAGGGAAUCCACUUCCUUUGGAUAAUGAACGCUAUGCAUGUAACACUCAUGUACCAUUCCUGAUUUUUAGCCACGGCAAUGACAUUUUUACCAUUAACAGUGAUGGGACCAAUCUCAGGAAAGUAGUGCCCUCUGCAGGAUCCACACUACAAAUAGACUUUAUCCAACAAGAGAACAGACUUUACUGGCUUGAUCAAAACAGAGGUUUUCUUCAAAGAAUGUACCUGAAUGGCUCGAAGCAUGAGAGGCUACGUGCUGUAGGAAAAGGGUCUAUUGGAUUUGCAAUUGACUGGAAACACAAUGUCAUUUUCUGGGCUAACCAACAGAAAGGAACAAUUGAACUGACAAGCAGAAAUGAAAAAAGAUCUCGAGUACUUCUGAGAGGUUUAUUUAAUCCCAAGUUCGUUGCUAUCGAUCCUUUGGAAGGGCUUCUCUUUUGGUCUUCUAACAAAUCAUGGACUAUUAUUCAAAAAGCAACUCUGGAUGGAAGUAAUGUAACAUCUAUUAUUGAACUGAGUGGGGCACUAAAAGGCCUAACACUGGACACAGAUGACAAGAAGAUUUUUUGGAUCUUGUCUAAAAUUGACAGAGAGGAUUCUGUUAUUGGCUCUUGUUCAUAUAAUGGUGACUCUGUAAUGAUUGUCAAGAAUUUGAGACUUUCAACGAAAUAUCAUGUUUUGGGAGUUUCUCUUCUCUAUAAUCAUAUCUAUUAUUCAGAGAGGAAAUCUGGUUCCAUAAAAGUAAUUAAUAAAUUCACAGGGAAAGAUAUUGUUUCAGUCAACUUGAAGCCAUCAAUCAUGGAGAUUAGAAAUAUAAAAGUAGUAUAUCCAGUGAGGUCCUAUAGUAUUCCAAAUUCCUCUUCCAACCAAGGAGCAAAGUCGUGUUCCAUUUCCAAUAAACACUGUACAAAAACAUGUGAAAUAGAUGCAGAGAACCAGAAGUGCCAUUGUAUGAAUGGUUUUGUCCUCAGUUCAAAUGGGCGAUAUUGUGAAGAUAUAAAUGAGUGUGCCCUAUGGAAUCAUGGGUGUACUCUUGGAUGUGAAAAUAUCCCAGGUUCCUACUUUUGUACCUGCCCAGAAGGCUAUGUUUUACUUCCAGACAAUAAGACAUGCCAUGAUAAAACUCCUUGCCUGACAGAGCACAUAGAAUGUAGCCAUGGCUGUGUACAAACAACCAAAGGGCCUUUGUGUACCUGUCCAGAAGGAUCGGUGCUCUCUGAAGAUGGAAAGUCAUGCACAGGGUGCACCUCCCCAGAUAAUGGUGGAUGCAGCCAUAUUUGCAUAAUGUCAGGACCUGGGACUUGGGAAUGUGACUGUUUUCCAGGGUACAACCUACAGUUGGACAGAAAACAAUGUUUGGCCUCAGGUCCUCGCCCAUAUUUAAUGUUUGCAAAUGUUCAUGACAUCAGACGAAUUAACUUUGAUGGAACCAAUUAUGAAAGUGUACUCGACUCACAGAUCGGUAGAGUGUUUGCCCUGGACUAUGACCCAGUUGAAGAUAGGAUGUACUUUGCACACACAGCUCUGAAGUGUAUAGAAAGUGCAAACAUGGAUGGCAGUGACCGGAAGAAAAUGAUUUCUGGAGAUCUGAGCACACUGGAAGGUCUUACUGUUGAUGCAAUUAAUAGGAAACUAUACUGGACUGACCGAGGAAAAUCAUGCAUUGAAAGAAGUGAUUUAAAUGGAAAAUACAGGAAAAUCCUCAUUCAAGAAAAUAACAUUCAGCCGAGAGGAAUUUGUGUUCAUCCACUGGCUAAGAAAUUAUUUUGGACUCAUGUUGGAGCCAACCCUCGUAUAGAGAGUUCGGAUUUAGAAGGAUCAGAAAGAGAGGUUAUAAUCAGUAAGGACCUGAUCUGGCCCAGUGGAAUCACAGUCGACCAUCUCACUGAUGUUAUUUAUUGGUGCGAUGCCAAGAAAUCUGUUAUCGAAUCAGCUAAUCUGGAUGGCUCAAAUCGGCAGUCAUUUUCCCAGAAUGAUGUAGGCCAUCCUUUUGCCAUAUCGGUCUUUGAGGAUCACUUGUGGGUCUCUGACUGGGUCCAGCCAUCACUUAUAAGAAUUGAGAAAAGAAACACCCAGAACUGGGUACGUCUUCGAGGCAACAUGCAGAGACCCUCAUCUGUUGUAAUUGUACAUCCUUUGGCAAAGCCAGUCAUUGCAGAUGACAUCCCCCUGCCUAGAAAAGAGAAAGACAGCAACAAUCAAACAGCUCAUUCUGAAUCUUUUUUUCCUGGUCCACUUUCCACCAGCAAUGCUGAAAUGGGGACGAGAGAAGCACCAAGUAGCAGAAAUGGGUUGCUGGCAGAAAUUAUGGUAUCAGAUGACAGUGGCUGCAUUGAUAUUCACUGUGAUAUCAAUGCACAUUGUGUCUCAUCAGAGGAUGGCCCAAAAUGUCAGUGUUUGGAAGGCUUCACUGGGAAUGGGAGGUUAUGUCAUGAUAUUGAUGAAUGUUCUCUUCACAUUGCUGCGUGCAAUCCCCACCAGACAGAAUGCAUUGAUACAGAGGGGGGUUAUAUCUGCAAGUGCAAGUAUGGCUACAUUGGAAAUGGACUUCAAUGUACAGAUAUUGAUGAAUGCAGUCGGGGAACUCAUACAUGUGGGGAAAAUGCAGUGUGCACCAAUACAGAAGGGAAUUACACCUGCACAUGCACUAAUGGCUUUCCAGGAAGCGCAGCCGACUGUACUGGCAAGACAAUAAUCAGAGAAUGUCCCCUGGCUUAUGAUGGAUACUGUCUCAAUGGAGGAGUGUGCAUCCAUUUCCCAGAACUGAAAGAUUACGGGUGCAGAUGUGUCGCAGGAUACGUUGGCGAGAGAUGUCAAUUUGAUGAUCUGAAGUCUUGGGAAAAACAUGUUACCCAAAUGAAGAUUCACAACGUUACCAUUGCUGUUUCCUUGCUCUUACUCCUACUGAUCCUGGGCCUUGGCUCCUUUGCUACUUAUUAUUACAGACAUCAAAUGACCCACAGAAAAAACCAUUUUAAACAAGAAACAGCACCGGGCACUACAGAAAAACCUAUUUGCAGCACAAGUGGUCUAUCAAGAAGCAGCGAGCCUGGGUGUUUAGGGAAGCUCUGAUCCCUGAAAAAUGUGUACGAGAUCUGGUGGCUAAAAUAAAGAAGAUUGCGUGAGAAACUUCGGUGUUCCUGCAUUUGAGCUACUGUUAAAGAAGAAUGGACUGAACCCCAAGCAACCUCAGCAGUGUAUAUGGACAGAUUAACUAAAACAACAUUGUGAAUCUUCUGCUUUACAUUUUUUUUUAAAGAUCAUUGAAUAUGAAUCAACUCCUGUUAUUUUCCCAAUGGAGUCAUUUAGCAGCUUUCACCCUGUGCAGUGACUGGAUGGUUUCAUACCUUAUGAUCACGGAGACUUGCUUUGACUAAUGUACUUACAAUUAUGUACCCCAACCCCAUCGCUGCCAGUCAUGAUGCAGGCAAUCAAUGGAUCUAAAAAAUGCCAUAAAGAUGAACUCAUGCGCUAGUAAAACUACAUAGUUCUUAUGAUUAUACAUUUGGGCUUUGGGUUACUGUAAGAUUGGAGGCUGCUUCUCUUAACUGAUUCCUUAUUAUGGUGCAAAGUCUAUGGGUGAGUGUCAGAGGAGACACUAACUGGAUACAGAUUAGAAGUUACUCUCGCCAGCUACUUAUAAGUUGCAGACAGCUAUAUAAAGCUUGGCAGCUGUGGACCCACAAGUGACAUAGGUGUUAGGUUUGCCUAGGACUCUGUCUGGAUAGGCAUGUAGGGCUUGCUAUAUCUUGGGGGAGUGCUAGGGAUUGAGGGGAUGAUACAUCCAACUACACUGAAAGCCAAGUGUGUCAGCUCUCAGUUGCUUUUUUGUCUGAGCAUAUAGGAGAUAUAUUGGGCCAUUUUUUGCAACACAUUGAUCUCAGUGGAAAUGCUGUAGCCUAGCUAUAGCCUCAAGAUGACUCUAAACUAACCAGCUGCUGGUAUCUGCCUUUUUUACUUUUCAUUUCCAUUAAAAGAAAAAGGUCUACUCAAUAGCUUGCAUAUUGCAUUAUCAGAAUGACCAAACUUCACAGUUAAUGUAUAACAUGGUCUUCACAACACAUGUACAAUGUGGUAAUUGUUAUUGUCUUUCAUUUACUGUUUGCCAUAUAUGAUAUAACUCAAUAUGGAAGAAGAACCACUUUGGUUUAACGGCAAUACUUUCUACUUUUUCACACUUUGUACAGUUCAAUGUACUUUAUUGACUUCUAUACCUUUUGCGGCACAAUGUACUGCUGGAAAAAAUAUUCACUCAAACUUUUAAGCAAUGGUUAGAAAAUGUCUGAAACAAAUGGAUGAAAAUGUUGGAUUUUUUUGUGACAUUAAAAUUCAUAUUCAUGUGA